UUGAUGGCAGUUGCAUGCGUUGCAUGGGUGUAAACGGACGGACGUACAGUCGGACAGACAGCUGCAGUGUCAUCAUCUUGCUCUGUGCGUCUUAUUGUACGGAACGAGCUUGAAGUGUCGGAAGUUCGAAAAGGAGCAAGUUGCUACUAUGCCUCAGCGAAAACUAACCAAAGUCACGUUACUAUUAAUGUUGCCUGUUUGGCCAAGAGAAUUCGCGAUGUAGCCUCUUAUACAGUCGAUCUCAUCGCGUUCGCGUUUAUUCCUCAUCCGAUGUACCGAGAAGUAUCGGGAGCAUUUCGUGCAACAUUUUCAAAGCCAAGUCGCAUGAAAUCUCCUGUUGUUGUUCUCGUAAAAACAUUUGUCUAUUGUCGUGUCACCCUUUGUCGUUAUUCUCGACCUUUUCAUCUACGUUCAUAUCUCCGUUGUCAUCAUUCUCAAGUGCCUUCUCUUUCCCUCUUUCACACUUUUAACUCACUAUUUUCUGAUUUCAACCACGCGAAAAGCCAGUGUAUGCAUCGAGUGACGUACUAAUAUAUUUGUUAUUUCGAUAUGAGGUGGAUGACUCAUUCCAAAAUGCAUCGCAUUUAUUAGACAUCUUCAAAAUAAAUGGAUCUUUUUGCCAACUAAAAGGCAAAGUGUUCUUAUUUGAUAUAUAGAAUAAAAGAAAAAAUGUCCCAAUUAAGUAUUAGUACUGGGAAGAGAGGGAGGAGUGUUGCAAGCUCCUCCGCAUCUACUGUAUCAUCUCUAAGCAGCUCAACUGACCUAGCAAGCCUAUUUGAAUGUCCAGUUUGCUUUGAUUAUGUUCUUCCACCAAUCUUACAAUGCCAGAGUGGACAUCUUGUUUGUAGUAAUUGCAGACCAAAACUUAACUGCUGUCCUACCUGUAGAGGUCCAUUAGGUAAUAUCCGCAAUCUGGCAAUGGAAAAAGUGGCAGGUAACGUGAUGUUUCCCUGCAAAUAUUCAACAAGUGGAUGCACAGUGUCGCUAGUGCAUACUGAAAAGGCAGAUCACGAAGAUGCAUGUGAAUUCCGUCCAUACAGUUGUCCUUGUCCAGGAGCUUCUUGUAAAUGGCAAGGAUCUCUCGAGCAAGUAAUGCCACAUCUUGUUAUGAGUCACAAAAGCAUUACAACUCUUCAAGGGGAAGACAUUGUUUUUUUAGCAACAGAUAUUAAUCUUCCUGGUGCAGUGGAUUGGGUAAUGAUGCAGUCUUGCUUUGGUCAUCAUUUUAUGUUAGUGCUUGAAAAACAAGAAAAGUAUGAUGGACAUCAACAAUUUUUUGCAAUUGUUCAAUUGAUUGGUUCAAGAAAACAAGCAGAAAAUUUUGCUUACAGACUAGAAUUGAAUGGGCAUAAAAGGCGCCUAACAUGGGAAGCUAUGCCGCGUUCUAUUCACGAAGGUGUUUCAUCUGCAAUUUUAAAUUCAGACUGCCUUGUAUUUGACACCUCCAUCGCGCAAUUAUUUGCCGAUAAUGGAAAUCUAGGAAUUAAUGUUACAAUUUCUAUGGCAUGAGGAAAGCUGGAAAAAGCAGUGUAAAAUAUUUUAAAUGUAUCAAGCAGUCUUUUGAUUGUAAUUCAGUCUUUGCACUGAGGAUUGUCCGUUAUGUACAUAUAGCAUUUUUUUACGUUACCACAGAUAAAUAUUAGCAAUAUGGAUGUUAGGAUAUGUUUGGAAUGUGUUGAUAAAGCACAGCAAUCAAACGCUCAGUUACAGGACCUCUCUUUAGAAGCUUUAAAGUGUACUUGUAUGUGAUAUUAACAUUACACAUGGAAACAAUAAACAAUCAUUCAGUAUACUUAUGCUGACUUUAAAGCUUUAGCACUGAGUAUAACAUCAAUUCCAAAAUGUACCUGACACCUAUUGCACACUGUUAUCAUGUUCUUUUAGUCACUUCUUACUGAGCCAAUUUAAAAAAAAACAAUUUCUUUAAUUUUGAUGCUUACCAAUUUAAUUCUUUAUAGAAAUAACGUUAUAUUCUAUAAAAAAAAGUAGUUUUCGUUGAUAGAUCAAUAAUGAUCUGUUGAUAUACAGCAUGGCAUUAUAAGUAAAAAUUGAUGGUACAUACCUGAAGAAAUCCUCUAUACGUAAUUUUUUACUAUGUAGUAAUAUGUACUAAGCUGCAUCAGUCAUUAUUUAUUUUCAUUUAGAAAUUUUGCGUGGUCGCAUAUUUAUUGUAACCUCAUCUUUGUCUAUAAUUAUAGUUAAAAAAUAAGUUCAUUUUAAUAAAUUUACUUUCAUUUUAAUUAAGACACAUAUUAUAAUUAUUAUCUAUACUUGAUACUUUGUAUUUAACUUUUCAUUAUUUUUCAAAACUUUCAUUAAGAAACUACAGUUUGAGACCAUACAAGAACUCAUAUAAAAUCAAAAGUUAGUUAUAAGUUUGCAAAUAUACUGCUGAGAAUUUAUGAUUAUUAAGAUGUGCUCAAAGAUAUUCAGAAAAAGUUGUUAUUACUUUAUUACAGGAAAUCUUCUAACUUACGCUAAUACACAGUGCAUUGAAUUAUUUCUUUUGGUGAGCAUUACAAAGAUUGAUAACAUUAUUCCAUCUACUUUAAUUUUAUGAAGAAAAAGUAUUAGAGUAUAUGUAUCAGCAAUAUAUACGGGAACACGAAAGUAGUUGGUAUACGAUAAACAGGUGCAAAAUAAUAGAAUAAAAUUGCGCAAUUUCAUCCUUUUUUACUGACAUAAAAAUGAACAAACUUAUAUAAGGAGAAAUUAUAAUUUCAGAAAUACAUAGUUUCACUAAAUUGGUGCAUAGUAGUUUUAUAAAUAAUAAGUGACAUUGUAAAUAAUUUUCAAACUAUCGUCCGUAUAAAUUUUUCGAGUGUCGUGUAUCAAAUUUGAGGAAAUUCGAUGAUGAUUAUACAGUUAAACAAAGUUGAUUAACGUUUGUGCAUUAAGAACAAAAGAGAUUUGUGCAAAAGAAAUUAAAAUUACAUGAGCUUGAUCCUAAUCAAAUUUGAAAUUCUCAGGUCAAACCAAAAUGUGGAAGACAACCGUUUUUACAUCACCAUGAAUAAAGGCAUAUAAAUUGCUUAACAUUCCAGAUGUAAGUGAAAAGUUAUUGUAAAUAGAACAAAUUUGACAUGUGUGAUAAAAUUAUUAAUUGGUAAUUAAAUUAACAUGUAAACAUGCAUAUGUAUGAAGUUCGAAGGAAUAUGGGAACCAAUUGCAUGUUAUGCAUAUGUAUAAGUAUAUAUAAAUAUAUAAGCGUGACACACACACAUAUAAUAUAUAACUAUAUGAAAGUGUAUUUAUAUAUAUGUAUAUAUAUGCGCAUAUUAAACUUAUACAAUUACUUUUAAGUUUACAUAAGUGUACUGCAAAAUGAAAUACUUAAUUUUGAUGGUUUUAAAGUUUCUGCAGUUUUGGCGGUUACUAAAAAAAAAAGACAUUCGAAUGUAACAUUCA
Molecule: messenger RNA, 3408 nt
Organism: Bombus impatiens (common eastern bumble bee)
Lineage: Eukaryota; Metazoa; Arthropoda; Insecta; Hymenoptera; Apidae
Product: E3 ubiquitin-protein ligase SIAH1
Exons: 5
Coding region: 670-1509 (279 amino acids)
Biological process (GO): multicellular organism development; proteasome-mediated ubiquitin-dependent protein catabolic process
Cellular component (GO): cytoplasm
Molecular function (GO): ubiquitin conjugating enzyme binding; ubiquitin protein ligase activity; zinc ion binding
Source: RefSeq, a predicted model, not a curated record